Podarcis muralis (Common wall lizard) is the source of this 4273-nucleotide messenger RNA. RefSeq names its product nuclear FMR1 interacting protein 2 (gene NUFIP2). Gene Ontology annotation, molecular function: RNA binding. Gene Ontology annotation, cellular component: cytoplasmic stress granule; nucleoplasm. The record is from RefSeq and is a predicted model, not a curated record. NCBI's taxonomy places the organism in Eukaryota, Metazoa, Chordata, Lepidosauria, Squamata, Lacertidae.
CCGGGCUCGGGAGCGCGCGCAGCGGCGGCGGGGCUGCGUGCGAAAGCGCCUUUAGCGAAGCAAGAGCCGGAUCGAGGGGAGCCAACGCCGCCGCCGCCACCAACGCCGCCGCCGCCUCGCCAAGGCCGGCUUGCCGGGGAAGAAAGAGGCGAGACUCCGAAGUGCUGACGUUGGAUUUGGCCGGAGAAAGCAGCCCGGGAAGCCCAGGAGGGGAAAAAACCUUGGGAAGGAGGACCCCCCCCCAGCCCGUGCCAAGAAUGAUGGUGCUGGAAGGAGGAGGGAGUUUGGCACUUGGGAAGUAAUACCGGAGGAGAAGAAGGGGGCGCAAAAAACCAAAGGGGGGGUCUGGCUAGGGCGGGGCCAGCGAGGCCCGGAAGCUUCUUGAUUGCUGGAGAUCGGUUGUCAGUCUGCUCGGAUCCCCCCCUCCACCCCCCCAGCUCUCUUUCCAGGCCGGGAGCGGAGCGGCAGACGGGCUGGGUGGCUGGCUCUUGCGCGCCGCGCUCCCCCCGGCGGGCUGUGGGCAGGGGCGUCCGGGAAGCGAGCGCGCGAGCCGAGAGAGACUCCCCUUUUCCCGGACGGUGCAGCCAACCAAGGGAGGAUCCGGAGAGAGGGGGGCGCCAGAAGGAUCGGGGGUGGGGGGAGAGCCAGCCGCCGCCGCCGCCGCCGCCAUCAUCAUCCGGAGGCCCCGUGGCUUUUCAAUGGAGGAGCAGCCCGGCCAUCAGCCAGCACAGCAGCAGCAGCAGCAGGCGCCUCAGCACCACCACCAGCACCACCACCACCAUUACUACUACUACAACCACAACCACCACCAGCACCACCAGCAGCACCUGGCCGAGGGCAGCGCGCCCGCCAAGGCCCCGCCGAAGGCGCCUUUGCAAGCCCUCAAGCAUGAGCCCAAGCACGGCGCCGGAGGAGGAGGAGGAGCAGGCCAGCAGCCCGACGCGCCCAGGAAGAAAGCAGGCUACGGCGAGCUCAAUGGCAGCGUUGGAGAACGGGAGUCCCCCCCCAAGAGCUUGAACGGGGGCGAUGCUGCGGCCAGCCCCAUUUCCCGGGUCCCCAACGGCAGCCAGACCCCCGGGGACCCCGCCCUGGCGCUCAAGCAGACUGUGAAGGGGAGCGGUGCCUUUGGGAAGCUGGGGCUCAAGCCCAAGGGCUUUGUCCCCAAAGGGGCUGCGGACAAGAAGCCGGAGAAAGGCUUUGAGGGCCGGUCCCCCGACAAGCCUGAGGCCCUCUGUAUCCCCAACGGCAUGGUCUCCACGGGGUACAUCGCCAACGGCUACGUCGCCAGGGGGGCCGACAACGACGGCAGCGGCUCAGAGAGCAGCUACACCACCCCCAAGAAGCGGAAGGGGCGCCGCAACAGCGCCAAGGGCUGCGAGGCGCUCAGCCUGGCGCAGGCCGCACCGCACGAACCCUCGACCAGCACGGCGGCCUCGAAGCAGGAGCCCGAGGGCGGGGAGGCGAAGGCGGGGGGCAGGGUGGACGCCCCCAAGCCGGCUUGGAAGUGCGAGGCCGGGGGCUUGGGGGCCGGGCGCGGGAAGCCGGGCGACGUGCCGCCGCGGAAGAACUCGGACGGGAAGGCCGGCGCCGGGGUGGGCAAGAAGUUCGAGGAGCGGCCGAAGGGCAAGCACGUGCCGGCGGCCUCCUCCAAGGAGGACUCCUGGACGCUCUUCAAGCCUCCCCCCGUCUUCCCGGUGGACAACAGCAGCGCCAAGAUCGUCCCCAAGAUCAGCUACGCGAGCAAAGUCAAGGAGAACCUCAACAAGGCCGCCGCGCAGAGCGCCUCCUCCCCGACCCUCUCCUCGUCCUCGUCUUCGUCUUCGUCCUCCUCCCUGUGUUCGUCGUCCGCCGCCGAAGCCCAGGCGCAGCCCCCCGGCCGCCUCUCGCAGGUCCCCAUGUCCGCCAUGAAAUCCGUCACCUCGGCCGGCUUCUCCAACGGGCCGGUGUUGGCGGGGGCCGACCGGGGACCCCAGCCCCUCCUCGUGCCCGGCGGGGUCCUCUCAGCCUCGGAGGCGGGGCCCCUGGACGUGGCGGGCCUGGGGGGCGCCCCAGCGGAGCCUCCGCCGCCCAAAUCCAGCCUGUUCAUCUACCCGUCGAAUAUGCAAGCCGCUCUCCUCAGCGCCGCCGCGCAGGCCGAGAUGCCGCCGCCGCCUCAGGCCAGCCAGAAGAGCCUGGGCGACAUUUUCCAGAACCAGUGGGGGUUGUCGUUCAUCAACGAGCCCAGCGCCGGCCCGGAGGCGGGUGCCAGGAAGCCGGCAGGCCCCCAGGCCGCGGAGGUGACAUUUCAGGGGGAGGGCCCGGCCGCCCUGGCACCCCCGGGGGCCGAGGCGGCUCCCUUGGGGCCCGAACCGCCCGCCUUCCCCAAGGCCUACGAGCUGGACAAGCGGACUAGCCUGCAGCUGCCUGGCAGGAUCCUGAAGCUGGCGGCCGCGGGCGAGGCAGCCGGCGGCUUCCUCUCGGAGCCCAUUCGGCCCGGCGGGCAGUGCCAGGCCGAAGCGGGCGGCACCUUUGUGUUCCUCUCCAAGGACUGCCACGUAGAGAGGCGCCUGGCCUCGCCCACGAACCAUUUGUUAGUUUCCGCCAAAGAACUGAGGUGCCAGAGUGGCCUAGGAAGGAAAGAGAGUUGGGGUGAUUUUGACCUGAGGGCGGCUGUUCUAUAUCACACUCAAGAAAUGGAAACAAUUUGUAAUUUGAAAAAGCAAGACCCCAAAAGGAUAAUCACUUACGACGAAGCCAUGGAUCACCCCGACCAAUGAUAGGAGCCGCGAAGGGCCGCUGACUCUCUCGCCGCUGCUGUUGCCUCUCUGCCGCGAGCCUCGCAGCUCCCCACACAUCCAGGAGGGCGGGUGGCUGUGGCGGCAGUUCUGGCGCGGCGAAAAAGGAACUAGAAUCGCAGGAUAAUAUAUACAAAUCUAUAUAUAUAUAUAUAAAUCUAUAUAUAUAUAUAAAUAUAUAUAAAUCUAUAUAUAUUAGUUAUUUUAAAACAAAUUGAAAACAGGGGCCUGCGGGCACGGCGAGACUUUUCACGUGGAAUUGGCAGAGACUCGCGUUACGGGAUUAUUUAAAACUUCGGUUCUGAGUCCUCUCCACUGCCCUCUCCCCUUACAAAAAAAGACUCCUCCUUCUUUCUCCCGCCACCGCCCUGUGCAAAACCGGACAAGAAUUCUUAACGGGUAGAGACACUGCCCCCCCUGCACGGUUCUGGACAUCUGCAGGAGAGAGGGGGGGCCUCCAGCCGUUUUUCCGCCGGGAGUCUGCAAUGGCCGACGACACACUAAGUCUCCGGGAAGCCCCUCUGUUUUCCUCCCCUUGCGCCCUGAGGUUUCCCUCCGUUGCUUUUGGUUUUACUGGAAUCCUAAAACCGAAAACUGCAGGGUCACGGGGGGGGGGGCCCUCGGAGUGUUGGAGGGUUAUUUCUUUCCCCCAGCCCACCCCUUGUCGAAGUGAAGGUGUGAUGUGGAGGGGAAAUCGGUCUUAAAAAUUCCUGUGUCUUCCCCUCCGCUCUCCUUCUGGGGAAACCAAAAAGAUGCUAUCACUACAGUCGUGUCAUCUGCACACACCUGCCGUUUCGGUUAUGAUGGGGUUUAUUUUUUUGGGGGGGGGAGCGUGUCAUCUUUGACGGCCACCAUCCAAAACUUUACAGAAUGCCAGGAGAGUUUUAAAUUUUAUUUUAAAGAAGCGGUUCAGGAGUUUGGGAGGUUUGGCUUUUUUGGGGGGGGGGGAGAGGGAACGAUGGCAAAGGCAGGGGGGGUUAAAAUUGCCGUUCCUGCCGCUUGGCACUGUAUCCCCAGGAAGAAGCCAGCGAAGCAGUUUGUUCAGCCUGUAGGUACUCUCUUGAGUUUUUCUCCCCCUGGAUGAUCCUUUCAUUUUUCUGUUCUCCGUCAGUCCUCCGUUGCAAAGCUGGAAACGUAAGGAAAUUGUGAUUUCUUCCCUCCGCCCUUUGCUAACUUUUCUAAAUAACGCCGGGGUGUGUGUGUGUUACGACUCCUAUCUGGGAAUUUGUUUUUCUAAAAGGAAAAAAAAAACAACCCAGCAGGCCUUACCUUUUACUAUCCCCCCAGCUCAUUUCCCUCAGGCAAUUCAUGUUUUUUUUAUGGUCCGGACAUCAGGAGGCCUGUUCUAAUGGAUUUCCGCUGUCUAUUUUCAUUUUUAUUUUGAUCUGGGCUUUGCUUCUGCUCCCCCCUCACCCCCAGCUUUUCACCGCAAGAGCAGAAACGGAAAGAGGUUGCAAGUGUGGCGUCGAAAGCUCUAAUAAAGUCAUUAUUAUUUUUUU